Molecule: messenger RNA, 1470 nt
Organism: Carassius gibelio (silver crucian carp)
Lineage: Eukaryota; Metazoa; Chordata; Actinopteri; Cypriniformes; Cyprinidae
Product: retinol dehydrogenase 8-like
Exons: 6
Coding region: 36-995 (319 amino acids)
Biological process (GO): estrogen biosynthetic process
Cellular component (GO): cytoplasm
Molecular function (GO): estradiol 17-beta-dehydrogenase [NAD(P)+] activity
Source: RefSeq, a predicted model, not a curated record
ACUGGUGCUCCGUUGUGCUCCGUUCUCCCGGUGAGAUGAUGAUGGCAGCGGAGGGACAGAGAGUGGUGCUGAUCACCGGCUGCUCGUCCGGUAUCGGGCUCGCGAUCGCCGUGAUGCUCGCGAGAGACGAGAUGAAGCGCUACUACGUCAUAGGGACCAUGCGGGAUCUGAAGAGGAAGGAUAAGUUAGUUGAAGCGGCAGGAGACGUGUACGGUAAAACUCUGUCUCUGCUCACGCUGGACGUCUGCAGUGAUGAAUCUGUCAAACAGUGUGUCGACAGCAUCAGAGAUCGACAUGUAGACAUACUGAUUAAUAACGCUGGCGUGGGUCUGGUGGGGCCGAUUGAGGCUCUCAGUCUGGACGAGAUGGAGCAGGUGUUCGAGACCAAUUUCUACGGUGUUGUGCGCAUGAUUAAAGAGGUGAUGCCUGACAUGAAGAGGAGACGCUCCGGACACAUCAUCGUCAUCAGCAGCGUGCUGGGCCUGCAUGGUGUGGCGUUUAAUGAUGUUUACUCCGCGUCAAAGUUUGCCACGGAGGGACUGUGUGAGGGUCUCGCCAUCCAGCUGAUGAAUUUUAACGUCUACGUGUCCAUGAUCGAGCCCGGGCCUGUAAACACUGAGUUUGAGCUGAAGCUGAUGAAAGAAGUCUCUAAGAAGGAGUUUGUUGGUGCUGAUCCAGAGACGCUCCAUCACUUCAGGUCCUGCUACCUGCCCACACAAGUCAACCUCUUCCAAGGCCUGGGACAAACACCUAAAGACGUCGCUAAGUGCACUAAGAAGGUGAUUGAGUCGUCACGGCCUCCGUUCCGUAACCUGACGAAUCCUCUGUACACUCCGAUCGUGGCGCUGAAGUACGCGGAUGAGACGCGCAGGCUGUCUGUUCACACCUUCUAUCACAUGCUGUAUAACCUGGGAGGAGUCAUGCAUGUUACCGUGAGAAUCAUGAAGUUCUUGAGCUUCGGAUGGUUACGGAGAAGAUCCAUCUCACCAACCUAACACACACUCACACACACACACACACACACACACAAACUAACAAUAUCACCAACCUAACACACACUCUCACACACACACACACACACACACUAUCAAUAUCACCAGCCUAACACACACACACACACACACACACACUAGCAAUAUCACCAGCCUAACACUCACACACACACUCUCUCUCUCUCUCAAACACAUGCAUACUACUGUACAAACAGAAAUAUGUGUAUUUCUAUCUUUGAACAGAUUAAAUUCUAGAUGCACAAAUACUUUGUUAGAGAAAUGUUGAUUAUCUUUGUAGCUUUCAGAGUAAGAGCCUAAUAUGAGAUAAUUUCUGAUUGUAUAUAAAGCACUAUAGUAAUGUAGAUUUCUGAUUGAAACUGAAUGUUAUUUCUAGAGAUAUUUGAGUGAUAGCUGUGUGGCUCCUGUCAUAUAAAGCUGUUGUGCUGGUGGAGAAAUAAUAAAGCAGAAAAGAGCAUCA